AUGAAGAAGAUGAGCAACAUUUAUGAGUCGGCUGCCAACACGCUGGGAAUCUUUAACAGCCCCUGCCUGACCAAAGUGGAGCUGCGUGUGGCAUGCAAAGGCAUUUCCGACAGAGAUGCUCUGUCCAAGCCGGACCCUUGUGUCAUCCUCAAGAUGCAAUCCCACGGGCAGUGGUUUGAGGUGGAUAGGACGGAGGUGAUUCGUACCUGCAUAAACCCAGUGUACUCAAAGCUGUUUACGGUGGACUUUUAUUUUGAAGAGGUCCAGCGUCUCCGGUUUGAAGUCCAUGACAUCAGCAGCAACCACAAUGGGCUGAAGGAGGCUGACUUCCUGGGUGGCAUGGAGUGCACACUUGGCCAGAUUGUAUCCCAGAGAAAGCUCUCCAAAUCCUUGCUGAAACAUGGGAACACAGCGGGGAAAUCCUCCAUCACGGUGAUUGCUGAAGAAUUAUCAGGCAAUGACGACUACGUGGAGCUUGCAUUCAAUGCACGGAAAUUGGAUGAUAAGGAUUUCUUCAGUAAAUCCGACCCAUUUCUGGAGAUUUUCAGAAUGAACGAUGAUGCGACUCAACAGCUUGUACACCGAACAGAGGUUGUGAUGAAUAACUUAAGCCCAGCCUGGAAAUCAUUCAAAGUAUCUGUAAACUCUCUAUGCAGCGGGGAUCCAGACCGCAGGCUGAAGUGCAUAGUGUGGGACUGGGACUCCAACGGCAAGCAUGACUUUAUUGGAGAGUUCACUUCCACCUUCAAGGAGAUGAGAGGAGCCAUGGAAGGGAAACAGGUACAGUGGGAAUGCAUCAACCCCAAGUACAAGGCCAAGAAGAAGAAUUACAAAAACUCGGGCAUGGUGAUUCUGAAUCUGUGCAAGAUCCACAAGAUGCAUUCCUUCUUGGACUACAUCAUGGGUGGCUGCCAAAUCCAGUUUACAGUAGCUAUAGAUUUCACUGCCUCUAACGGAGACCCCAGGAACAGCUGCUCCCUGCACUAUAUCCACCCUUACCAGCCCAAUGAGUACCUAAAGGCCUUGGUGGCUGUGGGAGAGAUUUGCCAAGACUAUGACAGUGACAAAAUGUUCCCGGCUUUUGGGUUUGGUGCCAGGAUACCCCCAGAAUACACGGUCUCUCAUGACUUUGCAAUCAACUUUAACGAAGACAACCCCGAGUGUGCAGGAAUUCAAGGAGUCGUGGAAGCCUAUCAGAGCUGUCUUCCCAAGCUCCAGCUUUAUGGACCCACCAACAUUGCGCCCAUCAUUCAGAAGGUUGCCAAGUCAGCCUCAGAAGAGACAAACACCAAGGAGGCAUCGCAAUACUUCAUCCUGCUGAUCCUGACAGAUGGUGUCAUCACAGACAUGGCUGACACCCGGGAGGCCAUCGUCCAUGCCUCCCACCUCCCCAUGUCAGUCAUCAUCGUGGGAGUGGGGAAUGCCGACUUCAGUGACAUGCAGAUGCUGGAUGGUGAUGAUGGAAUCCUAAGGUCACCCAAGGGAGAGCCUGUCCUUCGAGACAUCGUCCAGUUUGUGCCCUUCCGGAACUUCAAACAUGCAUCGCCAGCUGCCCUCGCAAAGAGUGUGUUGGCUGAAGUCCCAAAUCAAGUCGUGGACUAUUACAAUGGUAAAGGGAUUAAACCAAAGUGUUCAUCGGAAGUGUAUGAAUCGUCCCGGACACUGGCACCGUGA
Molecule: messenger RNA, 1674 nt
Organism: Apodemus sylvaticus (European woodmouse)
Lineage: Eukaryota; Metazoa; Chordata; Mammalia; Rodentia; Muridae
Gene: Cpne4
Product: copine 4
Exons: 15
Coding region: 1-1674 (557 amino acids)
Biological process (GO): cellular response to calcium ion
Cellular component (GO): plasma membrane
Molecular function (GO): calcium-dependent phospholipid binding
Source: RefSeq, a predicted model, not a curated record